AGCACUACAGAGGGGUUUGGACAAGGAUAUACUGGGUCAAUGUAAGAUUGAGAAUAGCGUGUGAAGAUCCCUCUUGGGAAAAGAAAAACCAGAAGCCAGCGUUUUAAAGCCCUGGGAGAUGGCUAAAGGAUUGGAUACAAACAAUCGCUUUCCCAGCAUGGAGAAGAUGGAGAGAAUUCACCCAAACAGGCAAGUCAUGGCUUUUAUAUUUAUGCUGGUUUGGGUUCAGGUUUGGAGUGAGCCAACAAUUCGAUACUCUAUCAUGGAGGAAACAGAAAGCGGCUCCUUUGUAGCCCAUCUGGCCAAGGACCUGGGUCUGAGAUCUGGGGACCUGGCAGCCAGGUCUGCACGGGUGGUGUCUGAUGAUUACAAGCAGCGAUUGCUGCUGGAUCCCGAGACUGGAGAUUUGCUUCUGAGGGAGAAACUAGACCGGGAAGAGCUCUGUGCCUCUGUGGACCCCUGUGUGCUCCAUUUCCAGGUGUCUCUUGAAAAGCCAGUGCAGUUUUUUCAAGGAGAAUUACUGAUCCAGGACAUAAAUGAUCACUCACCAGAAUUCCCAGAUAGGGAAAUGCUCUUGAAAAUACCAGAAAACAGCCAGCCAGGCACUCUGUUCCCACUGAAUUUAGCCCAGGACUUGGAUGUGGGCAGCAAUGGGCUUCAACAAUACACAGUCAACCCCAACUCUCAUUUUCAUGUCCUCACUCGAAAUAAUAGUGAAGGCAAGAAAUACCCAGAAUUGGUGCAGGACAGAGCCCUGGACAGAGAGGAGCAGGCAGAGCUGAGCUUGACCCUCACAGCUCUGGAUGGGGGCUCUCCACCUAGAUCAGGAACAGCCAUGGUUCGAAUCCUGAUCCUGGACAUCAAUGAUAAUGCCCCCGAAUUUGUGAAGACCCCCUAUGAGGUGCAGGUCCUGGAGAGCAGUCCCCCAGACUCCCUGGUCCUGACUGUCCUAGCACAGGAUGCAGAUACUGGCAACUUUGGGAGAGUUUCCUAUGGCUUGUUCCAAGCAUCAGAUGAAAUUCAACAGACUUUCUCAAUAAACGAAAUCACAGGAGAAAUACGACUGAAAAGGGGAUUGGAUUUUGAAAAAAUUAAAUCUUACCAUGUGAAAAUCGAGGCCACAGACGGAGGAGGCCUUUCUGGGAAGGGCGCUGUGGUGAUAGAGGUGCUGGAUGUGAAUGACAACGCCCCUAAACUCACCAUAUCUUCGCUCACUAGUUCCAUCCCAGAAAAUGCUCCUGAGGUUGUAGUUGCUGUUUUCCUUGUUUCUGACCCAGAUUCUGGGGACAAUGGAAGGAUGGUGUGUUCUAUUCAGAACGAUCUCCCAUUUCUCUUAAAACCCACUUUCAAGAACUAUUACACUUUAGUGACAGAGGGGCCUCUGGACAGAGAGAGCAGAGCUGAGUACAACAUCACCAUCACAGUCAGCGACAUGGGCACACCCAGGCUCACAACCCAGCACACCAUAAGGGUGCAGGUAUCUGACGUCAACGACAACGCCCCCGCCUUCACACAAAGCUCCUACACCCUGUUUGUCCAAGAGAACAACAGCCCCGCCCUGCACAUAGGCACCAUCAGUGCCACAGACUCAGACUCAGGCUCCCAUGCCCACAUCACCUACUCGCUGCUGCCCACCCACGACCCACAGCUGCCCCUCUCCUCGCUCAUCUCCAUCAACGCCGACAACGGGCAGCUGUUCGCGCUCAGGGCGCUGGACUACGAGGCCCUGCAGACCUUCGAGUUCCACGUGGGCGCCACAGACCAAGGCUCGCCCGCGCUCAGUAGCCAGGCGCUGGUGCGCGUGCAGGUGCUGGACGCCAACGACAAUGCGCCCUUCGUGCUCUACCCGCUGCAGAACGCCUCUGCGCCCUUCACAGAGCUGCUGCCCAGGGCGGCGGAGCCAGGAUACCUGGUCACCAAGGUGGUGGCUGUGGAUCACGACUCUGGUCAGAAUGCCUGGCUGUCAUUCCAGCUGCUCAAGGCUACAGAGCCAGGAUUGUUCAGCGUGUGGGCUCACAAUGGCGAGGUGCGCACCUCCAGGCUGCUGAGUGAGCGCGAUGCUCCCAAGCACAGGCUGCUUCUGCUGGUCAAGGACAAUGGCGAUCCUCCGCGGUCUGCCAGUGUCACUUUGCAAGUGCUGGUGGUUGAUGGCUUCUCCCAGCCCUACCUGCCUCUGCCAGAGGUGGCUCGCGGCCCCGCACAGGAUAAUAACGACUUACUCACACUCUAUUUGGUCAUUGCCUUGGCAUCUGUGUCUUCGCUCUUCCUCUUGUUGGUGCUGCUGUUUGUGGGGGUGAGGCUGUGCAGGAGGGCCAGGGCGACCUCGCUGAGUGGCUGCUCUGUGCCUGAGGGACACUUUCCUGGACACAUGGUUGAUGUCAGCGGCAUGGGGACCCUGUCCCAGGAUUAUCAAUAUGAGGUAUGUCUGGCUGGAGACUCUGGGACCACAGAUUUCAAAUUCUUCAACCCCAUUAUUCCCAAUGGUCUGUUUCAGAACCCCUAGCUCACGUUCAGUAUCCGAGAGACCUAGGGUUCUAUAACCGAAUCAGAAUUUGUUGCUUGGCUGUUGAUAUUUUCUUUUGCGUUCAGUAAUCUUUGAGACAAUAUGUUUCUAUGUUGAUUUUAUUCCUUCUUUUAAACGGAAUAUUUUUUUCUUUUGUGAGCCUUUAUGCAUUGUUUUCCUUCACUAACUUGGGAGGGGAUAUAUGACUCUCUUGUGUUUCUCUCAUCAUUUCAGAUAGUUUUCUUAGGAACUCAUUUCCUCCUCUUCAUUGUAGCCAGCAUGGAUUUCUGCGACACCCAUUUCAAAGGGUGUCUUGUUGAUGCUGUGCGUAUAAUGUGCUGUAUUUCGUUCAUUUUGACUUUCACUUCACUCCAGCUUGGUAAAUUUUCAGUGUUCAGCACCCAUUGUGACAUUUUCAGAGGUGCACACACCACACCUUGAUACCAUUCACUUAUCACAUUCUUUAAUCCUCUGUUUUCCUCCCCAUGACAAUCUUAAGUGCCCCAUUUUGGUUUCACGUACUUCUUGUCUUUUAGAGGGUGACCACUUAGCUUAAAAGAUCUGUAGCUCCAUGUCUUUCAAAAUGACAUUUUCGUUCUUGAUGCCUGAACAAAGUAACUCCAUCGUGCAUGUAUGUGUUUCCCUCACCCAUACUUCUGCACACACAGCGUUGUGUACAGCCAGUGAAGGGCGAGCAUGAGAUAAUGUCACCUGUCAUAGUUUUCCAUGCUUCGUACAUAGAUGAAAGGAGUGUGUUGUUCAAUUUGCCAUCUUUACUGACAAUCACAGUUACUAUUUCAAGACUUUAUUUGCUUAAAUACAAGCCAAAAUGGCUUCUAAAAUGUACCAAAUAACGUUGCUUGACCUAAGCCAUUGCUAGUGGCUGAGUGUGCUUUCACCUUGUAUGAGAAGACAUUUAGUGAGCCAUGGUGCUUGGAUGAUGAGCUGAUUUGUAAAUGCUGUAUAAACAUGAGUGCCCAUUAAACUUUCCACAAACUA
Molecule: messenger RNA, 3502 nt
Organism: Arvicola amphibius (Eurasian water vole)
Lineage: Eukaryota; Metazoa; Chordata; Mammalia; Rodentia; Cricetidae
Product: protocadherin beta-4-like
Exons: 2
Coding region: 119-2503 (794 amino acids)
Biological process (GO): homophilic cell-cell adhesion
Cellular component (GO): plasma membrane
Molecular function (GO): calcium ion binding
Source: RefSeq, a predicted model, not a curated record